AUGGGGGCUGACCUUGCCUCAGUCUCCGGGGUUGUUCCCACUUCGUGUGGCCUGAACAGCAUGUUCGAGGUAUACCUGGUGGGGAACAACUCCCACCACUUCAUCAUCUCCCCCACCUCCGUCCAAGGGAAAGCGGACAUCCGCAUACGGGUAGCCAUCCCACUGGACUACGAGACUGUGGAUCGCUAUGACUUCGACCUCUUUGCCAAUGAGAGUGUGCCCGACCAUGUGGGCUAUGCCAAGGUGAAGAUCACCCUCAUCAACGAGAAUGACAACCGACCCGUCUUCAGCCAGCCACUGUACAACGUCAGCCUGUACGAGAACGUCACGGUGGGGACCUCAGUGCUGACAGUCCUGGCAACAGAUAAUGACGUAGGCACCUUCGGCGAAGUCAACUACUUCUUCACUGAUGACCCUGACAGGUUCUCUCUGGACGAAGACACAGGGCUUAUCGUGCUGAUUGCCAAACUGGACUAUGAGCUGAUCCAGCGCUUCACCUUGACAGUCAUCGCCCGGGACGGGGGUGGUGAGGAGACCACAGGCCGGGUCAGGAUCAACGUGCUGGACGUCAAUGACAACGUGCCCACCUUCCAGAAGGACGCCUAUGUGGGUGCCCUGCGAGAAAACGAGCCUUCUGUCACACAGCUGGUGCGACUCCGGGCAACAGAUGAAGACUCCCCUCCCAACAAUCAGAUCACCUACAGCAUCGUCAAUGCCUCUGCCUUUGGUAGCUACUUUGACAUCAGCGUGUACGAGGGCUACGGAGUGAUCAGCGUGAGCCGCCCCCUGGACUAUGAACAGAUACCCAACGGGCUGAUUUAUCUGACAGUCAUGGCUAGGGAUGCUGGCAGCCCCCCUCUCAACAGCACUGUCUCUGUCACAAUCGAGGUGUUUGAUGAGAAUGACAACCCUCCCACCUUCAGCAAGCCUGCCUACUUUGUCUCCGUGGUGGAGAACAUCAUGGCAGGAGCCACGGUGCUGUUCCUGAACGCCACGGACCUGGACCGCUCCCGGGAGUACGGCCAAGAGUCUAUUAUCUACUCCUUGGAGGGCUCCUCCCAGUUUCGGAUCAAUGCCCGCUCAGGUGAAAUCACCACCACCUCCCUGCUCGACCGUGAGAUGAAGGCUGAAUACAUCCUCAUCGUGCGGGCAGUGGACGGGGGUGUGGCUCACAACCAGAAAACUGGCAUCGCCACUGUAAACAUCACUCUCCUGGACAUCAAUGACAACCCCCCCACAUGGAAGGAUGCUCCCUACUACAUCAACCUGGUGGAGAUGACCCCUCCAGACUCUGAUGUGACCACGGUGGUGGCUGUGGACCCAGACCUGGGCGAGAACAGCACCCUGGUGUACAGCAUCCAGCCACCCAACAAGUUCUAUAGCCUCAACAGCACCACAGGCAAGAUCCGCACCACCCACGUCAUGCUGGACCGGGAGAACCCCAACCCCCACGAGGCGGAGCUGAUGCGCAAGAUCGUUGUCUCCGUCACCGACUGUGGCAAGCCCCCUCUGAGAGCCACCAGCAGUGCUACAGUGUUUGUGAACCUGUUGGACCUCAAUGACAACGACCCCACCUUUCAGAACCUACCUUUCGUGGCUGAGGUGCCGGAGGGCACCCCUGCAGGGGUCUCUGUCUACCAAGUGGUGGCCAUUGACCUGGAUGAGGGCCUGAACGGACUGGUGACCUACCGCAUGCAGGUGGGCAUGCCCCGCAUGGACUUCCUCAUCAACAGCAGCAGCGGCGUGCUGGUCACCACCGCCGAACUGGACCGCGAGCGCAUCGCCGAGUACCAGCUGCGGGUGGUGGCCAGUGAUUCGGGCACGCCCACCAAGAGCUCCACCAGCACACUCACCAUCCGCGUGCUGGACGUGAAUGACGAGACGCCCACCUUCUUCCCGGCCGUGUACAAUGUCUCCGUGUCCGAGGAUGUGCCACGGGACUUCCGGGUGGUCUGGCUGAACUGCACCGACAAUGACGUAGGCCUCAACGCCGAGCUCAGCUACUUCAUCACAGGUGGAAACGUGGAUGGGAAGUUCAGUGUCGGCUACCGUGAUGCUGUCAUAAGAACAGUGGUGAGCCUGGACCGGGAGACCACAGCCGCGUACACACUCAUCCUGGAGGCCAUUGACAACGGCCCGGUCGGCAAGCGGCGUACAGGCACGGCUACUGUGUUCGUCACCGUCCUUGAUGUGAAUGACAACCGGCCCAUCUUUCUGCAGAGCAGCUACGAGGCCAGCGUCCCCGAGGACAUCCCUGAGGGCCACAGCAUCGUGCAGGCAAGUACCUUAGCCUCCCUCUGCGCACUCACCACCCCACCCCAAAAGGGCCUUCAGAGCAGGGUGGAGACAGAAAUGUCACAUUUUCCCGGAAGGGAGUUGAGGAGAGAGCCAGGGCCCAGCGAGGCCAGAACAGAGCGGCUUUCAUGGGGCCCCUUGGCCAGAGCUCCCCUCUUGGGAAAUAAACAGGCACAAGAAGAAACUCCUUUGCCUGGGGAGCAGAGCAACAGCCAUGAGGCCCUGGAGGCCUUGUUGCUGGGUGUGGAGGAGGCCGGGAAUGAAUGA
Messenger RNA from Trichechus manatus latirostris (Florida manatee), 2562 nucleotides. Its product is annotated as cadherin-23-like. Gene Ontology annotation, cellular component: cell-cell junction; plasma membrane. Gene Ontology annotation, molecular function: calcium ion binding. Lineage: Eukaryota; Metazoa; Chordata; Mammalia; Sirenia; Trichechidae. The record is from RefSeq and is a predicted model, not a curated record. Gene Ontology annotation, biological process: homophilic cell-cell adhesion.